Bicyclus anynana (squinting bush brown) is the source of this 1083-nucleotide messenger RNA. Its product is annotated as achelase-2-like. NCBI's taxonomy places the organism in Eukaryota, Metazoa, Arthropoda, Insecta, Lepidoptera, Nymphalidae. Gene Ontology annotation, biological process: proteolysis. Gene Ontology annotation, molecular function: serine-type endopeptidase activity. The record is from RefSeq and is a predicted model, not a curated record. Bases 36 to 950 code for a protein of 304 amino acids. The transcript has 9 exons.
AUACAAUCGACAGUCGAUGAUUGCUGAUCGCGAAAAUGUGGCGCGUCGGAGUUAUAUCGAUAUUUAUCGCGACUCUACACGCGCAAGACACAAUCAAAACGACAAACUUGUCAACCGCAGAGGAUCAAAGCACGAGGAUAAUCGGUGGCAAUGCUACCACCAUCGAGAAAUACCCAUUCACUGUUCAGGUGCUGUACAACUCGCAGCUGUCGUGCGGCGGCGCGCUCAUCACUCGGCGCCACGUGCUCUCCGCCGCGCACUGCUUCGUCGCCUCAAACGGUCAGCAAGUCAGCCCCGUGUACUUCAGCGUCAGAGUGGGCUCCACGUAUUUGAACACUGGAGGCACAGUCCACCCGGUGUCAGAAGUCAUAAUUCACCAGAACUACAACACGCCGGUGCGCGACUAUGACAUCGCCGUCAUGACGCUGACGUCACGCGUGACGCUGACCAGCGCGGUGGCCACGGCGUACAUCCCCUCUGCAGGCGCAGACGUGCCCGACUACGCGCUGGUCACUGUCGUUGGCUGGGGGCGGACCAACGCAAGUUCGUCGGUGGCGCAGGCGUCCACCGUGCUGAACGAGGUGCAGAUCUACACGGUGAACCAGUCGGUGUGCGCGGCGCGCUACGCCUACCUGCAGGAGAUCACCGGCGACCCCUACCCCAUCACCAGCAACAUGCUCUGCGCGGGGCUGCUGGACGUAGGAGGCAAGGACGCGUGCCAGGGCGACAGCGGCGGGCCGCUGGUGCGCGGCGGUGUACUGGUCGGCGUGGUGUCGUGGGGCUGGGGCUGUGCACAGCCGCUGUUCCCCGGCGUGUUCACGCGCGUGUCCGCCUUCACCACGUGGAUCAAUGAUACGGUGUCCGGGGUACCGCACGCUCGCAUCAACGCCGCGGCGUCCGUACAACUCAACCUCAUAAUAUUCACCAUUGGACUUAUAUUUAUAAGAUAACGCUCCAUAUAAUGGCACAAGAUACGGCACGACUGGUUCGCUCGCAUCAAUCCAAGAGUUCCUACUAUUCUACCUCUCACUCUCUCACAUACACACACGUAAUACAACAGAGAAGGACGUCAAUACCUUUGUC